GCGGCGGACGAUCCGGCCGGCGGCGCGGCGCCGGAGCAUCACGGCGGCGGGUACCGGGUGGUCCAGUGGGAGUGGAGCUACGUGCAGACGCCCUACGUCAUCGCCGUCUGGCUCCUGCUCGCCAGCGUGGCCAAGAUCCUGUUCCACUUCUCCCAGCGGUUCACCACCGUGGUCCCGGAGAGCUGCAUGCUGAUCCUCCUGGGUCUGGUCCUGGGGGGCGUGGUCCUCAUAGCCAGUAAGAAGCAGCCGUACCAGCUAGAGCCCGCCCUCUUCUUCCUGUUCCUGCUGCCGACCAUCGUGGGCGACGCCGGCUACUUCAUGCCAGCGCGGCUCUUUUUCGACAACCUGGGGGCAAUCCUGAUGUACGCCGUGGUGGGGACGCUGUGGAACGCCUUCUGCACCGGCUUCUGUCUGUACGCCGCCAAACUGCUGGGGGUCAUAGACGAGCGCGUGCAGGCGGACCUGAUGGACUUCCUGCUGUUCGGCGCCCUGAUUUCAGCCGUGGACCCGGUGGCGGUGCUGGCCGUGUUUGAGGAGGUUCACGUCAAUGAAAUGCUCUUCAUCAUCGUGUUUGGAGAGUCGCUGCUGAAUGACGCCGUCACCGUGGUUCUGUACAAAGUCUACAUUUCCUUCGUGGAGGUGGGACCCCAGAACGUCCAGACAGCAGACUACUUCAAAGGAGUGGCUUCCUUCCUCAUCGUCAGCAUUGGCGGGACUCUGGUGGGGCUGGUCUUCGCCGUCCUCCUCGGCUUCAUCACUCGUUUCACCAAGAAGGUCCGCAUCAUCGAGCCGCUCUUCGUCUUCCUGCUGGUCUACCUGGCGUACCUGACCGCUGAGCUCUUCUCGCUGUCGGCCAUUCUGUCAAUGACCUUCUGCGGCAUCGGAGCCAACAAGUACGUGGAGGCCAACAUCUCGCAGAAGUCUCGGACCACCGUCAAGUACACCAUGAAGACUCUGGCAAGCAUCGCAGAGACCAUCAUCUUCAUCUUCCUGGGGAUCUCCGCCGUGGACAAGUCCAAGUGGGCCUGGGACACGGGGCUGGUGUCCUGCACGCUGGUGUUCAUCUUCGUCUUCAGAGCCGCGGGAGUGGUCGGUCAGACCUGGGUCCUCAACCGCUUCCGCCUCGUACCGCUGGAGAAGAUCGACCAGGUGGUGAUGUCCUACGGCGGCCUCCGGGGGGCGGUGGCCUUCGCCUUGGUGGUUCUCCUGGAUGGAGAACAAGUCAAAGCAAAGGACUACUUUGUGGCCACAACCAUCGUGGUUGUCUUUUUCACGGUCAUGUUCCAGGGUCUGACUAUCAAACCGCUGGUGAAGUGGCUCAAAGUUCCUCGCUCCACCAACCGGAAGCCCACCAUCAACGAGGAGAUCCACGAGAGGGCCUUCGACCACAUCCUGACGGCGGUGGAGGACAUCGCAGGACUGCAGGGGUACCACCACUGGAGAGACAAAUGGGAGCAGUUCGAUAAGAACUACCUGAGUAAGCUGCUGCUGAGGAAGUCUGUGUACCGGAAGAGUGAGCUGUGGGAGGCGUACCAGAAGAUCAACAUCCGGGACGCCAUCAGCGUCAUUGACCAGGGCGGGAACGUCCUGACUUCUGCCAGACUGUCUCUGCCCUCCAUGGCCAGCAGAGCCUCCUUCCCAGAAGUCACCAACGUCACCAAUUACCUGCGUGAGAACGGCAGCGGCGUGUGCCUGGACCUCCAGGUCAUCGAUAACGUCCCCGGAGCCAAAGUGGAGGAGGACACCGAGACUCAUCACGUCCUCGCUGGAAACCUGUACAAACCCCGGAGGCGGUAUCAGUCCCACUACAGCCGUCACUUCAUGCCUCUGGGGGAGCAGGAGCGUCAGGACCGCGAGGUGUUCCAGAGGAACAUGAGGAGACGCAUGGAGACGUUCAAGUCCACGCGGUACAAACGACACAAGAAGGAGCGCAGCCUGAAGAAGCGCCGAGGAUCUGACGUCAAAGAAGAGGGCGGAGACAAACCCAGACGCAAUGUCAGCUGGCAGGACAAAGAUCCGGUGGUUGUUCCUGUGGAGCCAGAGGGAGACAAGGCUGAACACUCCGACCCAGAAAAGGAGGACGACGUCGGGAUUACCUUUGUCGCUCGCAAAGCAGAGACACCAAAGCAGCGGCCCAAAUCAGUCCCAGCAGCUCUGGAGGUCUGUCCAAGUCCACCAGCUGAACCAGCACCAGCCUCUGGUGGAGACAGCCAUCUGCCGUGGAAGGGCGGCGUGGGCUCGCCCCCUCCCUGCUUGUCCCUGGAGGCCACCAAGAUCAUCCCUGUGGACCUCCAGCAGGCCUGGAACCAGAGCAUCUCCUCUUUGGAGAGCGUCUCCUCCCCCCCCGCACCCCCUGAAGCAGUCCACCCUCGUGUCAGCGCCCUCUCCAGGCUGGGGGGACCCCGACCAGUCUCCUACACCCCACCGGGCAGUGUGGUGGGCAGCACCACCUCCAUCGCCGCUCAGGCGGCGCAGAGCUCCUUCUGCUUCCCGGAGAAGAGGAAGAAGACGAAUUUGGAGGAAGAGGACGAAGAAGAGGA
Oryzias melastigma (Indian medaka) is the source of this 2540-nucleotide messenger RNA. It is a transcript of the gene slc9a5, whose product is annotated as solute carrier family 9 member A5. Gene Ontology annotation, cellular component: membrane. Gene Ontology annotation, molecular function: sodium:proton antiporter activity; lipid binding. NCBI's taxonomy places the organism in Eukaryota, Metazoa, Chordata, Actinopteri, Beloniformes, Adrianichthyidae. Gene Ontology annotation, biological process: sodium ion transport; proton transmembrane transport; regulation of pH. The record is from RefSeq and is a predicted model, not a curated record.